Messenger RNA from Brienomyrus brachyistius, 5265 nucleotides. RefSeq lists its product as uncharacterized. The coding region runs from base 3130 to 4695 and encodes 521 amino acids. Lineage: Eukaryota; Metazoa; Chordata; Actinopteri; Osteoglossiformes; Mormyridae. The transcript has 5 exons. The record is from RefSeq and is a predicted model, not a curated record.
AUUAAAUUAUAUGUAUUUAAAUAAGUUAAUAUUUAAAAAUACUUAAUUUUCCUAAUAAUGGUUGGGUCUUCAUAAAUUCAGCUGUAAAAGAUUUUAGCAAGAAAAAUAUUAAAUUCACUCUAAGUACUAAUUUUAAACGAAAAAAUAUGUUUGAUUAAAAAAGUUACGACUCGGUUGACGUAAGGGUCAUCAUUUUAUUGGCUUACGAGGUUCCCUUGCCCCAAGGUCAAAGGUCACGUGCAACACGUGGAUAAGUUACUUUGGCGCCACAAAAGACUGCAGUGCAGUGCAGUGAGGAGGAUGUAAGCUUCAAGCUAUCGGCAGUUAUCAGCAACGUCGGUGUCACGGUUGUUGGCUACAGUAUGAUUUGGCAAUGUAAGUUGUGCUCAGCUUCUUUUACUGACAGAUUGCAAAUAUUUAAGCACUACAGACUGCAGCACAGUCACUUUUCCAGUGUAAGCCCCCUUCCAUGCAUCUAUAAUUAUUGCAUGUGUACAUUUAAGACACUUAAUAGUCUUAGAACUCAUUUGUCAAGAUGUCAUACUCGGCAAUUUGGUAGUAGUGCAGAACACUCUCAGCAGGCUCUGUUAUUUAAAUGCCCUUUAUGCCCAUUUCAGCAGCAAUUUUCUGAAUCUGUUCUUUUCUGCCAUCUUAGAAGGCAUUUAAGAAAUCAUGAAACAGUGGCUUGCCCAUAUAAGGAUUGUAGCUUUACCACAAAUGUAUACUCUUCAUUCAAUUCUCAUAAAAGUAGAUCACACCAAGCAAGCGUUUCAUCAGACUUUCAAAAUGACAUUGUCAGUGAUGUUGGUCAAGCCAGUAUUCCUGCAGUUGAUGGUGAUUUAUAUGAAGAACCUCCAAGCACAGAUGAGGAUCCAGUGGGGAUUGAUGGUCAGUGUGACACUGACGUACUAAAAAAACAUCUUAGAAUUAAUUUAUCUUCCUUAUUUUUGAAGAUGCAGGCAAUCCUACAUGUCUCAAACACAGCUACCCAAGAAAUAGUGGAGCAUUUAAAUCAGGUCUGCUUCUUAUCUCGGCCUUUGAUCAAGGAGGCAAUUAGAGAUAUAUUGCAGAAAAAUGGUUGCAAUGUGGCAGAAUCUGCACUGGAUGAAGUUGUAAGUGCUGUUAUGGAUUCCAAUGUUAUAUUUACUAGUACUUCUAAAGGUGCAGAGUUAUCCACAUCCAAGCGCAGAAAAGUCUUUUUCGAGCACAACUAUCCGUGUGUAAUGCCAGUCGAGUAUCAGCUGGAGCAACGUGGACAUACCACAAUGUAUGUUCCUAUUCUUCAAAUGAUUCAGGAGUUGUUUAAAAACACAGACAUUCUAAAAAUGAUUACUGAUCCAAAUACCAAUUCUGGUCAAUAUGCCUCAUGCUACAAUGGCUCAUAUUUCCUUGAAAAUGAAUUAUUUUCAACAGGUGAUCUCAUUUUACCACUCCAGUUAUAUAUUGAUGAGCUUGAAAUUGCCAACCCACUUGGCACAUCACGUAAAAUUCACAAACUUUGUGCUGUAUACUGGGCACUUGCCAAUAUGUCACCAAAAUACAGGUCAGCAUUACACAAUAUACAGCUAGCAAUGCUUGCAAAAGUGACAGACCUCCAGAGGCAUGGGUAUGCAGCUGUACUUGCUCCAUUAUUACAUGAUGUUCAUAUUCUUGAACAGGAUGGUGUUUUUAUUGAACGACUUGGUCGCAAUGUCAAAGGCACCAUCUUUUGUGUGUCUGCUGACAAUCUAGCUGCCCAUGGAUUAGGUGGCUUUGUGGAGUCAUUUAAAGCAGGCUAUGUUUGCAGAUUCUGCUUGGCCACAAGAGAACAGUUUCCAGCAACUGAAGCCAGGCAGUUUUCUCAAAGAACCAAAGAUAGCCAUGACCUUCAUGUACAAAACAUUCAGGAAAAUGACGCUUCCUCCAACCACUUUGGUGUUAAAACAAGUUGUGUCUUGCGUGACUGCCUGGAUUACUUUCAUCCAGUCACAGGCUUUCCUCCAGAUGUCCUGCAUGAUCUUCUAGAAGGCAUAGUUCCUGUGGAGAUUUCUCUCUGCAUUAAGACCUUGAUCCAGAUGAAGUACUUCACUUUAGAGUAUUUGAACCAAAAGAUUGCAUCAUUCCCAUAUCAACAUGCUGAUAAAGUGGAUAGGCCUCAACCAAUUCCCAAAACAUUUCUGUCUCGAGGAACGAUAGGAGGGAAUGGUCAUGAAAAUGCUACUCUGCUCCGACUGCUUCCAUUGCUUGUAGGCAGUGUUGUACCAGAAGGUAAUGGUGCAUGGACAGUUUUGAUGGAACUGAAAGAGGUAGUGCAGUUAGCAUUAUGCCCAUCAUUUACUGAUGAAACCUUAGACUAUUUUCAGUCCAAAAUCAGCGAUCAUAAGCAAGUACUGCUGAAGACAUUCCCAGAGUUUAGCCUUCGUCCUAAGCAUCACUAUGUGGAGCAUUACCCCACCAUGAUCAAGUGCUAUGGGCCCCUGGUGCAUGUUUGGACAAUGCGAUUUGAGGCCAAACACCGUUUUUUUAAACGAGUGGUGCAUGACGCUCAAAACUUCAAAAAUAUUUUGAAGACAAUGGCAGUCAGACACCAACACAUGAUGGCAUACCAUCUUGCUGCCCCAUCAUUUUUCAAGCCAGAAACACAAGCAUCCAGGGUUGACUCUGUUCUGGUUUCAGCUCUACCAGAAGUAGCUCAGCUACACAUUAGAACACUAACAACUAGUGACACAAUAUACCAGACAUCAAAGGUUACCAUUGAUGGCACACACUAUGUCUGUGAAAUGUUUUUGUCUGUCGGAGACAGUGGUGGACUACCUAGGUUCUGCAGAGUAGAGCACAUCUACCUUGUCAAUAGCACUGUUUCAUUCCUUUGUUCUAAUUAUGAUUGCUGGUAUUUAGAACAUCUUGGAUCCUAUGAGCUGUCACCUUCCCAGACAAGUCUGUCAAUCCACCUGAAGUCUGAUCUCAACGAUUCAGUCCCGCUCUCUGCAUACGAGGUAGAAGGCUCGCUUCUGUUAACACCCAAGAGAUUCAUACAAAUAAAACAGAACUGAGUCUAGCCAGUGGUGAGUAGUUUUUAUUGAAUUAAUUACUAUAUUUGUAUUACUGUUUAUCUAGCAGCAUAUAAUCUGUAUAUUUUAAUAACCAUUUAUGCAUGCCAAUCUUUUGCUUUCCAUUAGCAUAAUGGCAGAUCUAUCCCCACAACCCAUGGUCCUUCGUGUUGUUGAACCAGACCGGGCUAGAAAAUUAAAACUCGGUUCACGACCAGCCUCUAUUGAUGCACUGAUUGCUGUUAUAAAAGAACAGCUGGAAAUAGACCUUGACUUCAGUUUAAAAUAUGAAGACCCCGACUUUGAUGGAAAACUUACAUCCCUCUCUGACAUUGAUGAGUUGCCACAGAAAGCGGUUGUGCAUGUGUCUUUUGAGCAAGAUUCCAGCUCUGUUGCCUCAACGGAAACAAUCUCAAGUGUAUCAUCCUCAGAACGUGGGAGAAGAUGGCCUUCAGUUUUUUUUUCAAUUCCCACAUUUUCUUUGGAUGUUGAAUUGAAACUUCGGGAAGGUAAUACUGAAUUUGAGAAGAACAACAAGUAUCUUCAGUUAACAAGAGACGUAAAACAUGACAUUUUAGAAAAGCUAGCAUCUGAGAUGUAUGGCUACAAGGCUUAUCCCAGUGAUAAGGAGAUAGGAAUGGUAGCUGAGGCUCUUGUGUUAAAAUAUCCUUGCUUGAAGGAAGCAGGAUCUGAAACUGGCUGGAAUGGAUGGAAGAACAGCCUAAAGUUUAAGAUGGGCAACUAUAGGAGCAAGAUGAGAAGGGCUGGAUGUUCAGAGAUCACAGUGAAUGCUGGAAAAAGAAGUAGAAUGAAUCCUGACAAUGAAUCUUCACAUUCAAAUAUUAAAAGACCCAAACGAGCGGAGGUAAACUUUCUGCCCAACUUUCCCCAAGGAGAAAAUCCCUCAACCCUUGAACAGCUGAGGCAGAAAGUCGUUGAUGAAAUGAAGAAAGCUGAGAAGAACUUGCCGCUUAUAAAAAAGAUGAUGCAAACCACAUUUGCCCUGCGGCGACAAACCAUAGUAAAGACAUGCCCACCAGUGAAAGAGCUCAUGGAACUCUGGCCUGCACUCAAAAUGGAAUCUGAGGUGUAUGCAGAGUUCCAACGGAUUACAAACCAGAACCUGCCCAACACAUUCUACUCUGAGCUUGACCGACAUCUUCCUAGACUGAUGACCCUGUUCAGACAGAAGGCAAGCAGAACCGGGAAGACGUCAGACGCUUUGACUGAAAUCCUGAAAAUCCAUGAUGAACAGGAGGUUCAUGACAUACACACCAAGCGUGUUACUGUUCUUCAUGCCCUUCCUGUGUAUCUACGUGAGGACGUCUCUGAGUUUUUCAAGACCUGCACAGACACAUCUGAUGAGCCUGACCUUUUAGAUGUUUCAGUAGCCCUCCUCACAGUCGUCAAAGAUAAUGACACAGGUCCAGUUCACUUCCAGCCUGUGAAAAUCUCUGUUGUCAUUGAAAGCGAGAUUGUGGGCAACCUCCCCAGAUUUGCUGAUGCCGUCCUGGUAAUGUUUGGACUGAUCUAUGCACUACACCUCAGCUAUCCCAGGGGACUGACCAACACUUUUGAAUUCAUUCAGAAGAUUUUACUUGGUCUUGACGAUGGUAAACUGUCACCCAAGUUACAGAGUCUCAAAAAUGACUUGAUGCGCAUGUAGACAUUUAUCAGAAUAAUUACUAAGGCCUGGCAGUUCCUUUGUAGUUCAAUGUAGAUUAUUUCUGUGAAAAUAAUGGUUAAAAUGUUUCUGCACCAGUUGUUUUCCCACAAUAUGCACAGUGUGCCUUUUGUAUUAAUGUUAUUUGGCAUUAAUACAACUCUUGUUCUUGAAAGUUAAGUACUGGGUAGUACUUGAUAAUUGUAUGUGUAUUUUAGUUGUAAAUGGUACAUGUUAAGUUUCAGGCAGGUUCAUAAAUUUGUAAUUUUAGAGGUGCUAUUUUAAUCUGGUGUUCAGGUUUUAGCCUAGUGCAUCUCUGAAUUGUUUUAUGCUUCUGUCUUAAAUUAACACUGCAGUGUUAAAUAGAAGAGGGCAAGAAUUCAGUGUAACUCACUGUAACUUAAACUUUACUUUGUUUGUACUCAAAAUAUUUGAGGCAAUGAGUUGCCACAAAAAUUUUAAGUUUUGAAACAUGCGAUUUUGAGUCUUGUGUGUGAAAGCUUUUGAGUUACUUGUACUUGUAAAACAAAUGACAAAGACUAAUAAAUAUUGAGUUGAUGCUACUUAAAAAUG